AUGCCCACCUUGGCGGUAAACAAUUUCAACAUAGUCGUCAGUGUACUGGGCGGAUGGAUCUCACUCUUUGGUCUCGUAUCCUAUCUGUGCAAGGAAAGCUUUUAUCUCUCUGAGGCCUUGAUAUCGCUGCUUGCAGGUGUUGCGUUUUCUCCUCCAGCUGCGAAUCUAGUCCGGCCACUGGAGUAUGCUGGAAGCCAAGAGAAUCUCAAUGCUGUAACGCUGUACUUCUCGCGUCUAGUCCUUGGCGUACAGCUUGUUUUGACUGGUGUCCAGUUACCAAGCCGCUAUCUCAAGAAACAAUGGAAACCAUUGUCGAUCCUGCUUGGCCCGAUCAUGACUGCCAUGUGGAUCUCCACGAGCCUUCUGGUCUGGGCACUUGUUCCACAUCUUCCAUUUCUCCAUGCUUUGGCAAUUGGAUCUUGCGUUACGCCUACUGACCCUAUCCUCUCUAAUGUUAUUGUGAAGGGUAAGUUUGCGGAUCACAACGUACCUAAGGAGCUCCAACAAAUCAUUGUUGCCGAAUCGGGUGCAAACGACGGACUGGGUUAUCCCUUUCUCUUCCUCGCUCUGUAUCUCAUCAAGUAUAUCGGCGAUGGCGGCGUGGCAGAGAAGGGGGGCGGUGGUUUGGCAAUUGGGCUAUGGUUUGGCGAGACAUGGGGCUAUACCAUCAUUCUAAGUGUCAUUUACGGCGCCGCCGUGGGCUGGCUGGCUAAGGAGCUGCUCCAUUGGGCCGAGAAGAACAAGUAUGUGGACCGGGAGAGCUUUCUUGUCUUCGCCAUCUCCUUGGCGCUCUUCAUCACGGGCACAUGCGGCCUCAUUGGAAGCGACGACGUGCUCGCGUGCUUCAUUGCUGGAAAAAACUUUAGUGUUUUCACUUGGGACGAUUGGUUUAGGCUAGAGACCCUGGACGAUUCGCUGCAGCCGACGAUUGACAUGCUGUUGAACGUCUCGAUUUUCAUGUGGUAUGGUACUGUGUGCCCCUGGAACGACUUUCUUCACAAUAGCGUCGUCCCUAUCUACCGACUCAUUCCCUUGGGUAUUCUUAUCCUGCUCUUUCGUCGCCUGCCUUGGAUACUCGCUGUUCACAAAUAUCUUCCGCAGAUAGAGGAGAUUAGGCAUGCCAUUUUCGUGGGCUUCUUCGGUCCGGUCGGUGUCUCUGCGAUCUUCUAUUUGUACAUCACCUUGGAAUUUGUCGAAGGCUUGAAGACCAGCGAUGGCGAGCCACGAGCAGAUGUGUCUGAAUUGGGGGAGGCUGUCACAGUCAUUGUGUGGUUCAUUGCAAUUUGCAGCAUAGUAGGCUACAUCCACGCAUCUCGAGAGUGGAAUGGCAUUGCUAAUACAAUGUGA
Molecule: messenger RNA, 1347 nt
Organism: Phaeoacremonium minimum UCRPA7
Lineage: Eukaryota; Fungi; Ascomycota; Sordariomycetes; Togniniales; Togniniaceae
Product: putative plasma membrane protein
Exons: 3
Coding region: 1-1347 (448 amino acids)
Biological process (GO): proton export across plasma membrane; regulation of membrane potential; sodium ion export across plasma membrane
Cellular component (GO): plasma membrane
Molecular function (GO): sodium:proton antiporter activity
Source: RefSeq, a predicted model, not a curated record